AAUCCGCUGCCGCAGCAGAUCAGAUGAGCGGCCGGGUAACGCCGAGGAAGGGGGGGUGCGCAGUCGGUCGGUCGGUCGGCGUAAAACGGUCCGAAAAAAUAACAAUAACAAAAAUAAAAUAGCCACAGAUUAAUCAUAGUAAUAAGAAACUAAACGCGGAGGACCGUGUAACGACGAUUUAUCGACGACCGACCCCCUACAGCUCCUCCUCUCUCGAUAUACGCUAUAUAGGAAGUUAAAGGUCACUGUCUGCGCGCUCCCGUUUUUGUUCUUGGGAAAAAAAAGAAAAGGCCGCGACUAUUCGCGAGCUCCCGUUUUUAUUCCCGUAUUUUGACGCAAAUAAAUGGGUGAUUACGGCUUCGGCUUGUUACAGACAGCAAGUCUCGACAGCGGCAGCGCACUGUUCGGCGCAUUCAGAUCGUCCUAUUCGAGCCUCUCCCCGGUCACCGGUGACCUCCUCCUCCCCACCGCCUCUCCUCCGUCUCUCUCCCGCAGCAGCAGUGCAGCAGCGUCCCCGCUCUUCCCGUCGGCCGCCGCGCCCCGGCGAAUCAUGCAGGAUGAGCCCGCGGGGGUGACAGCCUCGCGGCGUCAGGUCGCGUCCACUGAGUCGAGCGACGAGGCCGGAAACGCGGCGGCCGAGCGAUCGCCACCCACCGGUGGCGACAACGGAACCGGCCAUACCCACACGGACUACGACUUCAGCGACUAUAAGGCCGGACAAGGCCGCUUCGGUGCUGUCGCGUCACUACGUGACCUUGAGAGAGAAAGGAACGAAAAUCAGCACGCAGAGUCUGAGUGCGCCCCCGAAGGCCCCGGUCAGCUCCCGGAGGACGCUCUGACCGAUGCUGCGGCGCCAUCGAGCGCAUCCGUGAGUCCCAACAAGGUCCAGAUCCGAAUGGAGCCCACAAGUGCGCAUCUCGCGGCGGCCUUUACGAGCCUCCCGCACCACGAGACCUCGACUGCUUCCCCCUCCCUGCCCGGGUUCGGUGCACCGUGGUCGGUGCACACGAGCUCCCCCCCUCCGCCUGUAUCCAACAACGGGAGUCACAUUAUGCCUGGGACCGAACCCGAUGGAGGAUUCUACCCAGGAAUCCCGUCUUCAGUGAAUCCCGGCUUCUUUCAAAGCUUCUCACCCGGUGUGAACGCGCACGGGUUCGGCGCUCCGUUCUCGCCGCAGAUGGGCGGCGCUCCGCCGCAGCACGCGCCCAGCCGCCGCUCCCCGCUCAGCCCGCAGCACGGCACCUUCCUGCAGCAGAGGAACAGCUACAACCAGCAGCAGCCCCUGAUGAAACAGUCUCUGUGGGGCAGCGGCUGGAACUCGGCAGGCGUGUCCUGGGGCAGGGACCAUCGAGGGCGUGGCGUGGGCAUGGCUGUGCCUGUCUCGCUCGGCCAGAUCUCGCCCAUGAAGAAGCCGUUCAGCAGCGGGAGUGUCAUCGCCCCGCCCAAGUUCCCACGCUCCGGGGCUUCACUCGCCCCUAAGCCAUGGAGUGACGACAAUGUUUUCCGUACCGACAACAACAGCAACACACUGCUGCCUCUGCAGGAUCGCGGCAGAAUGUACGACAGUCUGAACAUGCACUCACUGGAGAGCUCUCUGAUCGACAUCAUCAGGGCCGAGCAGGACCCUCUGAAAGGCCGCAUGGGAUGCCCACAUCCUGGCGCCGAUGGCCUGCUCAUGCUCAAUGCAAGGAGUUACGGCAGACGACGAGGACGCUCCUCCCUCUUUCCAAUUGACGACGGUCUCCUUGACGACGGCCACGGCAACCAGGGCGUACCCGGAGUUCUGGGGUCUUCCGGUUAUCCGCAUCAGAACGGCGAGCGCAUCGAGAGGUUCUCGCGGAAGGUGUUCGUGGGCGGUCUGCCCCCCGAUAUAGACGAAGAUGAGAUCACUUCCAGUUUUCGCCGCUUUGGUCACCUGGUGGUUGAUUGGCCACACAAGGCAGAGAGCAAAUCCUACUUUCCUCCAAAAGGUUACGCCUUCCUGCUUUUCCAAGAGGAGACCUCGGUGCAGGCGCUGAUCGAAGCCUGUCUGGAGGAGGACGGCAAACUCUACCUGUGUGUGUCCAGCCCCACCAUCAAGGACAAGCCCGUUCAGAUCCGCCCAUGGAACCUGAGCGACAGUGAUUUUGUGAUGGACGGCUCGCAGCCCCUCGACCCUCGCAAGACCAUCUUCGUAGGCGGAGUUCCACGUCCUCUGAGAGCAGUUGAGUUGGCGAUGAUCAUGGAUCGUCUGUACGGCGGCGUGUGUUACGCCGGGAUCGACACUGACCCUGAGUUGAAGUACCCGAAAGGGGCGGGCCGAGUGGCUUUCUCCAAUCAGCAGAGCUACAUCGCCGCCAUCAGCGCCCGAUUCGUCCAGCUGCAGCACGGAGACAUUGACAAACGGGUGGAGGUGAAGCCGUACGUUUUGGACGAUCAGCUGUGUGACGAGUGUCAGGGCGCUCGCUGCGGAGGCAAGUUCGCGCCCUUCUUCUGCGCCAACGUCACGUGUCUGCAGUACUACUGCGAGUUCUGCUGGGCGAACAUCCACUCGCGCGCCGGACGAGAGUUCCAUAAGCCGCUGGUCAAAGAGGGAGCUGACCGGCCACGGCAGAUUCACUUCCGCUGGAACUAACAAACGUCAAAGAAGCAAGCGACGUCUUCAAGCCCAAGCCCAAGCUAUCAGUAUAGAGCACCUAACAGUAUACAGUAUAUAGAGAUCUAUGGAUAUAUUUAUCUUUAUCUUUUGUAGCAGCCAGAAACACUACAUGCCUCAUUUGUUUCACCAAAUCACACACUUUUCUCCUCUACCCUACCCUCAGUCCCUACAUCUCAGGCUUUUGUGGUACUUUGGUGUUUUGUUUAGUUGUUUUUUUUUAAAGGAGAUUAACAGAAAAGAUUCUUUCUUUUUUUUUCCGAAUUAUUUUUAUAUGUCAGAUUUAACAAGUAGAUAUGAGAAUGUCUUUCGCAUGAGAGGGCAGUCGUCCGUCUGUCUGUCUGCUGCUAAAAAAAAACAAAAAAAAAAACCCCGCCACGGGCAAAGUGCGCAAUCGUCUCUGGAUAAACACUUGAUGAUGUAAUUCUGGGGAGCCCCACGGUAAAGCGGGGAAAUCGUAAAGAACUAGGAGCGUAGAUAUCUGUAAGCUCCUCUGCUGAAAUAGAAGCCUGCAGAGGGUCUUUACCAAAGGUAGCGAAAGAAAAAUAUUCUCACCUUUAUUUUGUCAAUUCUGGAAUGGUCCCGGGGGAAAAAAAACCCCAAACAAAUCUAAUUCCCAGAAUUUUAAAUGUAGUCAAUCAGCCAAGACCAAAAGCCUAGUCAAUUAAUAAUCCAAAAUCUUUUCCUUAAAUAUUUCCCAUAGUCGGAUUAUUAUUAUUAUCAUGCAGUCUACCAUCUUGUUGUUUUUUUUUUUUCAUCGUCAUUCAUCUCCCCUUUGGCUCUGCUUCUUAACCUUUCAGAGCAUAAACAUAGCUGGACAUUAUGUAUGAAAUAAAACACAACAGGACACACCGCUCUAGGAAAAGAAUCAUGACCAUGGUGUGAUGCAUUAGCGUCCCCUAGCAAACAAUGACGUUAUGUCCUGACGUGUUUUAUUUCAUUCACGACCUCUACACAAUGUCCAGUUACGUAUAAUGUCGUACAGCGUAGGCAUUUGUUCAUGUUAAGACUUACGUUUGAGCAGCUGUAAACAAAAACAUAAGGCUAAAAGAUAAGGGGAGGAAACCUUCUGAACAAUCAGAUCUCAUCAUUCAGUAGCGCUUUGGUGUGAUAAUGUGUGACUUUCUUUUACACUGGUCUUCAUUCGACACCAAACACGUCUUGGCUGAUCGACUGCAUUUACGCUAAAUGAAAACUAGCUUCUAUUAAAGCCUGUCCCUUUUAGUUAUUCUCUAUUCUUGAUCUGAAAAAUGACUAAUACCUCACGCCUGCGGUUGUGUCGUAAUUGAACCGCGAGCUAGGUAUAUAAAACGCUUUGCUGCUAUAACGAAUAACUAGACGUAUUAUUGCGAUAUCUAACGGCAUCUUUAGCUGAAAUCGUUACCGAUUACAAUCGAAAUGCAGCGCGUGCUCUCACGCGAGCGUGGAGGAAUGGAACCCGUUUAUGUGUCUUUGCAUCGUUUGCAUGCGUUAGGUUUAGAUAAAAGACACAAAGACACACGAGAUUCAUUUAAACGAUCACUUACAAUACGUAGCAUGAGAGAUUUAAAAAGAUAUUAGGCUCUCAAGUACAAAAUACUAUCACUAACGGUGAGGAAUAUUGCGUCGAAAAACGCAUACCAAACACCUUUGCAUGCUUCGAUAUAGUAAUUUGUUUACACAAAUAGCGUCAUUAGCUCUUCGGUUAGCGCCAUUUAGUGUAUCGUUUAGUGAAGAAUCGGUGUGCCGUCCAGUGCUCUCGUCCGUCUUGUGUGUGGUGUGUGUGUGUGUGUGAGUGGUGUGUGUAUUCACGUCGAUUUUUAGUUUAGAAAUAAUGUAAGUAGCGGAACGUUACAUCAUCGCUACUCUCGGCGUGCCUGUUGCUCACGCAGGUCAGCUGUUGCUAGCUACCAGAAUUCACUGAAUACUCAUUUGAAUAUUGACUCAAAAAGAAGACUCUUUAGAAAAAUGUUAUCUUCAAGCAGCUACCUGAUCUUUUUUUGAUGUAUCCAGGCUGCUAGGGUUUUUAGCAUUCAUGCUAACGUGAAAAUCAUCCAGAAUAACUUGUUCGUUGGAACAGAAAACUUGACUCACUGAAUACUGAGUCGAAAUGAAGAAUCGCUAGAAAGAUACGUUAUAGCUAGCAUAUUUAUUAGCUAGCCUGUGUUUUUUUUUUUUUUUAUCACACAGGUGAGCUAAUGUGUCCAAAAUGUUAGGGUUUUUUAUGCUUCAAAAUUCAUGUUAACACUGUUGAUAAAACUUUGUCGUUCACUGGAGCAGUAAACUCGACUCAGUUGACUCGGAGUUGAGUCAUAAAAAAGAAUCACUAGAAACGUGAACUAACUGCUACAAUAGUUGUUCAAUAGCAAGGCUAAUUCAAAAGGCUAAUUAGCCCAGCCAGCUUGCUUCAUCGCCUGAAGGACAGACAUCGUAGCUGACUUUAUGCUACGCUUUGUUCCGCAUAUUUUGAAUGUUACAUUUGUAAAGCAUUAUGCAGAGGUGCCAAUAUUUUACACUUUAGCCGUAGCAUUGUUGUUCCGAAUUCUAUCCCCUCGCUAGAUGCCUAAGAACUAUGAUUUCCAUUAAUGACUAGCGCUUAUCUUGUAUUUUUGUUUCAAAAAUAAAACAAUAUUUUAAUAUAUUUGAAUAUAUUUAUUCGUGCUAGGAUUUUCUCGUUAGCAACGUUGACACCUCUGCAUCAUGCUAAAAAACCAACAACCAAGAAAUUUUCUCAGCGCCGAUACGAGGAACACGCAAACCUCCUUCAUCCAGUGAGACCACACUGUGUGAAGACACGACUAUCAAGAAACGAGGAGAGAUCGUUUCGCAAAACCGAUGACAUUCUGGCAGGUCAUUAAACAUAGCGCUAAGUGAACGUCAGUCGUAGCUUUAGCUGUGUAGUUACCAGACCGUGCGGAACCAAUAUUUGUCUUUCGUAAUGGAUGUCCUUCUCGUCUUCUUCUUCUAUUUCUUUCCACACGGAUAGAAACGUUGACAAUUAACUAAGCGGAGACGUCGAUUGGAGUUAAUUCAGGCGCACAUGGACCUAAAAGAAGGACUUUUUUAAAAAAGUUUUUAAAUUUAAAAAUGCAACCCGAUAACUUUUGUUUGUAGUUUUCUGCGCAGAUUUUCGUCGUCUGGUCUCUGUAAUGAAGUGCAACUUUGUAGACAGUGUUAGGGACAAUCUGUGUGGACGCCGGCCGGCGCGCUACGCCACGUUUCGGUACUGUACUCACUGUAGUCGCUCUCUGCGUACCUAGCUUAAGCUAGCUAGCCUUCUUUCUCGCUGUCUCGCUGUGCUUGUGGCGUUGGUGAUAUGUUCAGUGCCCUUUGUGUGCUCAGUGACCUUGAUUUGCAUCUUUUUGCGUUUUUAAAAAAAAAAAAAUUAUUUAUUACUAAGUAUUUAUUCACGUCCGUUGUCACACAAUCACGUGCACUACUGUACUCUACGUCCGUAGCACAUCAGUGUUAUCGGAUCGAUAUUGAAGUCUACUGUAAACUCCAACACACACACACACACACACCUAAAAGGAGAAAAAAAUGAUUCACUUUUAUUUUGCGUCUUUGUAAAACUACCUUUUUUUUUAUUAACUAUACCAGAUUAUUUAAUAACGUUUAUUCGUGCUAACUUAUUUGAAAUUUGGUGGACACAAUAACGUGCGAUCGAGUCGUAUAUAUAUAUAUUAUGGGACGUGAACGAUGGUUAAAGAGAGAGAAGGGAAAAAAAAAACAGACGUGUGUCCCGAAUUCGAUGAAGGAACGUUCUAAUAGUGUCAAGUAAAUCCCUUUAACACUCUGCUGUAGCUGGAGUUUGUGCUCAGUACUGUGUCCUCUUUCUCUCUCUCUCUCUCUCUCUCUCUCUCUCUCUCUCUCUCUCUCUCUCUCUUUUUCUCUCUUUCUCUCUCUCUCUUUUUCUCUCUCUCAUACACAAUUUCUCUCACUCUCUUUCUUGCUCUCAUACACAGUUUCUCUCACUCUCUUUCUCUCUCAUACACAAUUUCUCUCUCUCUCUCUCUCUCUCUCUCUCACACACAAUUUCUUUCUUUCUUUCUUUCUUUCUUUCUUUCUUUCUUUCUUUCUUUCUCAGUCUCUCUCUCUCUCUGUCUCUCUCUCUGUCUCUCUGUCUCCCUUUUUCCUCAUUCCCUCUCUCACACAAUCUCUCUCUCUCUCUCUCUCUCUCUCUCUCUCUUUCUCUCUCCCUCGUUUUACCCCCGUUUUUAAUUUUUUUAUUUUGUUGUUUUUCCUCGUCUUUUGUACGAAGUCGUAUUUAUUUCUAUUUUUGUAGAUUGGAUUGUAUUUUUCUAUUUCACUUCUUCUUCUUCACCCCCCCCCAAUUAUUUAUGAUUCAUCAGGUGGAAAUAUAUGAAAAGAAAAGAAAAAACCAACACGUUCAAUCAAACCACCCAUGCAAUGAUGUGUACAGUCCUAGAUUCAUUAAUAUAUAGUUGCUUUUGAACAUUUUAAUGUGAUUUAAACCUAAUAUAUUGAGUUACUUUUAUUAUAUAUUUUGAAGGUUUUUUUUUUUUUUUUUUUAAAUCUAAUUAUUAUUCUUAUUCUUCUUAUUAUUAAUUUUCAUGGAAAACACUUGAGCCUCUCCGUCUGUCCCCCUCACUGACGUGCAGAAACUUGAACACACUUUGAAAGGCUGACUAACCUCGGAUCUGUGUCGUGUCGUGCAAUACCGUUUCUAACGUUUGUAUAAAAGAAUAGUGAGAAUUACAGUGUAUACCUUUUUAAACGCAGAUUUAUUUUUGUCAUUGCCUAUUUUGCAGAGUUCCGAUUCACGGUUGUCAUUUUUUUACGGUCGGAAAAAAAAGACGAACCCCUUUUUUUCAUUGCGACUAUUUUUAAAAAAAAACAAAAGCAAAAAAAAAAAACAACAACAACAACAACAACCCAGAUCUCUUUGUAAUGAUGUAAAUGAUUGUAGUUUAUUUUGGAUAGCGUUUUGCUAAGAAAAAAAAACAAAACAAAAGGAGACUUUUUCAUGCAUUUCUAUUUCAUUUCAUCUUGUUUUAUCCUUUCUUUUUUCUUUUUUUAUUUCACUUUAAUAGUGUCGAAAAAAUACUUGGAAUAAUUUUUCAUAUAUGUCAUUAACAUUAUUUUGUAUUUUUAUGUGGAGAUAUAUAAAUAUCUAAUUUUAUGAUGCUAAUUGCUAAGAUGUUAUUCAUUUGAAUUAUUUUUCAAGCUGAGAUCUUUGUAAUAUCGUUAACGUUACUAGUUUCUAAAUCAGAGUUUGUGUACAGAUCUGCUCGAGCGGGUUUAUGAAGUGGUCAGAUUGUAAUUAUUACUGAAUGGAUCUUUGAUAUGCAAAAUGAAUAUGAUGUUGAUUUUUAUUUUGGUUUGGUUAUUACUAUUAUAAUAUUAAUAUUAUUAUUAUUUUUUUGUAUUUAAAUGGGGUGUUGAUUCCAAUCUUUUAUUUCGUAUUUCAGUUUCAUGAAUAAAGAGCCGUUCUGUUCGGACACA
Messenger RNA from Hemibagrus wyckioides, 8080 nucleotides. It is a transcript of the gene cpeb2, whose product is annotated as cytoplasmic polyadenylation element binding protein 2. The coding region runs from base 344 to 2614 and encodes 756 amino acids. Gene Ontology annotation, molecular function: ribosome binding; mRNA regulatory element binding translation repressor activity; mRNA 3'-UTR binding. Gene Ontology annotation, biological process: negative regulation of cytoplasmic translation. The record is from RefSeq and is a predicted model, not a curated record. The transcript has 11 exons. Gene Ontology annotation, cellular component: neuron projection; nucleus; synapse. Lineage: Eukaryota; Metazoa; Chordata; Actinopteri; Siluriformes; Bagridae.